Plutella xylostella (diamondback moth) is the source of this 454-nucleotide messenger RNA. The record is from RefSeq and is a predicted model, not a curated record. NCBI's taxonomy places the organism in Eukaryota, Metazoa, Arthropoda, Insecta, Lepidoptera, Plutellidae.
CUCGCAUGCAUAGUAUCCUCAUGUUGCGAGAUGUUGACCUCUAAACCAUAGUAUAAAGUGACGAAGGAGCUGCAGUGCGGCAUCAUUCAGCUCAACAGUAGCUCGAACACGAUACCUAAAACAAACAAAAUGUUCAAGCUUUUCAUCUUCGCGUGCUUCCUGGCCGUGUGCGCCGCCAGCCCCAGCCCCAAGGCCGACCCCAAGGCCGACCCCAAGGCUGACCCAGCCCUCAUCGCGCCUGUAGCAUACACGGCCGCCUACACCGCGCCCGUCGCCUACUCCGCCGCCUACACGGCCCCCGUCGCCUACUCCGCUGCCUACACCGCGCCCCUCGCCUACUCCCCGUACUACGCGUCUCCCUACGCAGCGUACUACCUGCGAUGAAACGUAUAAUGACGAAUGACAUAUCACCACCGAAUAGUAGCAAAAUAUUUUAAUAUACGAGCAAUUCAAA